Penicillium vulpinum is the source of this 1206-nucleotide messenger RNA. RefSeq names its product phosphotransferase family protein. Lineage: Eukaryota; Fungi; Ascomycota; Eurotiomycetes; Eurotiales; Aspergillaceae. The transcript has a single exon. The coding region runs from base 1 to 1206 and encodes 401 amino acids. The record is from RefSeq and is a predicted model, not a curated record.
AUGGACACCCCAGACAGCUAUCUUCCCCCAGCGUUGAGCGCCGACACUAUCAGUCGACUUAUCGUGUCCCUGAAUCUCCCCGCUCCUAGCUCAAUUGAACCUCUCCAUGUCACAGCGGCCUUUCAUUCUAUCUACUUGGUCCAUUUUGCAGCAAUCAUCACUCCAAUUCAUACAUAUGAUGGCUCUGUGUUCCCAGUCAAUGCCAACGGCUCAGUGACUCUGGUCUUACGCGUCUCAGGCCGUCAAUUACCAAGCAUCAAAACCCGUAAUGAAGUCGGAGUUAUGACAUGGAUUCGUCAGAAUACUACCAUUCCCAUCCCUGCCAUCAUUCGCUACGACUCGACCGAUAACAAUAUCAUUCGUCAUGAAUUCACUCUCCUCGAAAAGGUUCCUGGGAAGAGUAUCGAUCAGAUUUAUCAUACUCUGUCAGCAGACGUCCGCACUAAGAUCGUCCACCAAUUGACUGACUAUCUGAUCGAGCUUCAUGCACACCCCUGGGACGGCUAUGUCGGGGGUCUGACUAUCACAAAUGGAGAAAUCAAUAAGGGUCCUCCAAUCGAAGAGAAUUUCUGGCAAUUGCCCGAUGUGGAAAAGUAUUGGGCGGGAUCAGAGUCCCUUGAGUUGUUGAAUCCUAUUCCUUCUCAGGGCUUCCCUAGCUUCGUGGACUUCACUCUCGCCUGUCUCAAUCGCUACAUCUAUGCUAUCGAAAAACACUCGUCACUUGAAUCUUAUAGAGAUCUGAUUCCGAGAAUUCGUACCUUCAUCACAUCUAUUCAGGACCAUGCCGAUGGGCUGAAUCAGGUCGUAUAUGUCCUGGCACAUAAGGAUCUCCAUUUUGCAAAUAUCAUGUGCGACCCAGACCACCCGGACUGUCCCAUCACUGGUGUUCUGGACUGGGAGUUUAGCAGUGUAGUGCCCGCUCCUCGCUGGAACCCUCCUCGCGCCUUUUUAUGGAAUAUGAAGUCCACACCCGAGGAUAAAGAGGAGCAGACCCGGAUGGAAAAGCUCUUUGAGUCUGUCUGUUGUAAGAAGGGAGCUGGGAAGAUCCUCAAAGAGAUGGAAUUGAGCCCACUCCAGCAGUCCAUGCAGACUGCGGUGAAUUAUAUUCGUGCUAUUGUGGAAGUCUGUCCCCGCGGCCAGGCUAAAGACCGUGUUGCUCACUGGCGUGGGGUGGCGGAGGCCGCGAUGGAGGCGUUUGGAGUCUAG